Messenger RNA from Triplophysa dalaica, 2383 nucleotides. RefSeq lists its product as uncharacterized. The transcript is spliced from 8 exons. Gene Ontology annotation, cellular component: centriole; cytosol; centrosome. The coding region runs from base 44 to 1819 and encodes 591 amino acids. Gene Ontology annotation, biological process: regulation of centriole replication. The record is from RefSeq and is a predicted model, not a curated record. NCBI's taxonomy places the organism in Eukaryota, Metazoa, Chordata, Actinopteri, Cypriniformes, Nemacheilidae.
UUUAGAAGUUUUUGCUUUUCCCACAGCUGGACAUGUAAGAGACAUGAAUUCAAACCUGCGGCUCAAAGGUUGGAGAUGCCCUUAUCAGUCGUCACCUAAUAUUUGUGAGGCAGUGGAUAAUGAGCAUUCUUGGUAUGUCCAUCAAAAUGCCACAGCACCAUGGACGAGUCCAAGAACUGGGGGGGAGAACCCAUCGAGAGAAUGGAAUACAUCUGCCUCUUUAUCUGGUCAUGCAUUAUAUGAUGAACCCUGGAGAUCAAGAACUAUCACACCUAGUCGCUGUUUACUUCUGAGCCGGACACGUAGUGUCCCUGAAGCCCUCGAAUGCUUACACAGCCCCACUCCACAUUCUAGAUUUUCCUCAGUCACCAUUACCGCCCGGAGUUUAUCUCCUAACAGGGAUCGAAUGGCUUACUCAAGCUCAAGAAAUAACCAUGUGAAAAUGUCUAGGAAACCCCCUUCAUUUACAGCCCACAGUGAAAGUAGAACCCUACAUGCAAGGCCUAGUGUCACUAUGGUCUCUCCAAGACGCAAGGCAAUUGUAGUGACGGUGAAUGAAAGCUCAGAACAACAUUCGACUAGUGAGAUCAUUCCAAGUUUUGACGAUCCAACAGGAAAAUAUUCAGUCAGUAAGACAGACCAAACAGACUCUUCGUCUUCCUCAAAGACUUCUGCUAGACUCUUCCGCUCGUGCGCACAUUUGGAGGUUUUGCCAUCCCGGCUGUCCAGGUCUACUCUGUACUUAGACAAAUCCCUCAUGAUCCCUCUCGGACAGCCUCAAAAAUACAAUGGGACUUUGCAUAGAUCUACUCUCUCCCUUUCGCUCAGAAGAUGUAAUCAGACUUCUGAUAAAUUGGGGGUAACAUUUCAACCUAAAAAGUCUUACAGUGAAUGGGACAUAUCGAGCAUAGGCAUUGAUGGAAAAGAAAAGCCGUCCCAGCCAUUGAUGGAUACUCCCGCCCUCAACACUAGUGCCUUCGGGAAUAACACGAGCGCUGCCUCCAACAUGCAGUAUUCCACUUUAACAUCAUUGCCAUUCAGAACAAGGUGCCACUCAUCUUCCGCUGCCUUCAGAUUGAAUGGAAAGGCUAAUGAUGUCUUAGGGCCUCCGCAGAGCAAUCUAAGAGCCAGACAGGCAUUCAGCCAGCGUUCAGAAACAGUUUUAAAUAAGAUGGUGGACUACACUUGGACAUGCAAAAGUAUUUCAUCUGGGAUCAGUGUAGAACAAAUUCGUCACAAGUGUACAGCAACCCACCCUGACUUUUCAAGCAACACUUUAAGAAAACAAAUUGGAGUCUCUCGGGCACGUGUGAGUCCCCCUGGUGAGGUUUCCGACACUGCUGAGAAAGUCAGGAGAGUUAAAGAGUGGUCGGCUUCUCCUCAUCUGAUUAAUUGCACCUGCGUGUCCAGGCCUGACCAGCAUGACACUAAACUCCAGUCGCUUAGCUUAAGGGAGGCCCUAGAGUUGUUUCGUCCAGAUUUCAUCUCACGAUCUCAGAAUCGGGUGUGGCGAUUGGAACAGAGGGCCAUUCAAAGGCGGAACUUACAAAGGGCUGAAUUUUCGAAGGGCAUGGAGCAGCCUAUGCCUAGGCGUAACUGCACCAAGCCACACCUGCUUUGCGAUAACCUUUUCAAACCCAGGGACAGAGUCAUCUCAGGCAAAGAGAUGCAAUGGAGAUCAAGACGGAUUUAUAAAAAACUUCCGGAAGUGACCAAGAAGAAGGAGGACGAGAAGAAGAAACUGGUGUCUCAAACCAACAGAAUGAAGGCGGAGAUCUUUAAAAAGAAACUUUUGGAUCAGGUCCUUCAAAGGCAGUGACUGAGAGUAUGUUGAAAAGAUUCACAUCCUAUCUCCUUGCCUGAGGCGAAGAACUGAAGACAAGCAAGACCUUUGGAGCCCCCUCACGAGAACACAGCAUGGUUUUCUGAUGCAUUGUUCCAAAUAUAAAACACCUUUUACCGGACCUGAGGUGAAUCCGUGCGCUAUAUAGAUGCGUUUCUGUGCCCUGUUGUGUCCAUCACCUGAAAUUGAAAAGAUGCGUGCUGUGUAAUAGACUUUUUCAGGGAAGAUAAAUUGAUAGAUGCAAGAUAUAUUUCAAGACUCUAUACCUGACCGUCAAGUCAGGAAUACUUUUUUGUUUUCUGCUGUAACACAAGAAUAAUGUGGAAGAUAGUGUCGAGAUCUACAGUAUUUAAAUCUAGUAAAUAUAACAUCUGGCAAUAUUUUAUUAUAUUUUGUGUUCCAAGUAAACAAAUGCUGGCCACAAACUCUGAAUAUCUGAAUUAGGCCACUGGCAGUCAUUUGCCUAAACAGAUGCCCCAAAUUAUAUUUUCGUGUUAAAGGGAUAGUUCACCCAAAAAUGAAAAUGCAGUCAUCAUUUAU